Messenger RNA from Haliotis rufescens (red abalone), 2215 nucleotides. RefSeq names its product lectin-like. The record is from RefSeq and is a predicted model, not a curated record. The coding region runs from base 298 to 1107 and encodes 269 amino acids. The transcript has 4 exons. NCBI's taxonomy places the organism in Eukaryota, Metazoa, Mollusca, Gastropoda, Lepetellida, Haliotidae.
AUUAGGAAUAAACACUAUGUAUUUAGCUCGUCAAGGCUCGCUAAAUACAACGUUUAUUCCUAAUGCAGGAUAUUUACCAUCCCCAAACACACUCGCGUGAUAACCUUUAUAUAAGAGUAUUAAUACCGUGCAAGAUUCAAUACAAUGUGACAUUUUCAAUCUCCAUCUUUUUUUUUUGGUACUUUCAACUUCCUGCCACUCCUGAUCCGUGUAACACUUUGUAUUCUUCAUAUAUGUUGCACAUUCAUGUUCUGAGUCGUCUUUGCAUCCAACAAUUGUUGUUUUCUUGUGUAUGGUAUGCUAUUUGUAACUUUCUUAUCAGUUUCAGUAAACGGUAUGGCCACCUCUGUGAUGAUAUGGGUGACAUUCUUGGUAAUUGCUACUGAAGCCAUUCCAUGCAAUGACACCUAUCACUGCUCAGACUGCGACGGAGUGUCUGGGGAUUGCUUCUCUGAGUGUGACACGGGGUAUUACGGACGAAAAUGCAACUCUACCUGCAGCAAGAACUGUAGGAAUAACAAAUGUGUGAUCUCAAGCUAUGGUAGUGAUAACUGCAAUGACGGGUGUGUCCAAGGAUACCAAGGCAUCGGCUGCAACAUACCAUGUGACAGUCCAGGGGGUAACUGUACAGCAUGUCCAGGUGGGUGUGAUGGAGGAUAUUGUCAGCUGGGCUCCUUCUGUGUGUCUGGAUGUGUAGACUCCCACUACGGGACUGGCUGUAAUGAGAAGUCAGGAGAAAUUGUUGGACUGCUUGUGGGACUAGCUGCAGCAACUGUCCUUAUCAUUGUAACGAUCACCCUGGCUGUGUGCUGGUGUUGCCAAGCCUUAAGAAAUGACAGGUUUCAACUGUAUGUCACUCCCACCCAGGACAUGCAUGUGUCACCAGAGGCCAUUGAUGUCCCGCAAUAUGAUGUCGUUGAUGAAGCAAAGAUGUAUGAUGUGCGGACUGGUGGAGAACAACCAGCCUGUGCAAGUCGUUCUGGCUAUGCAGGGAUGAGGUCAGUACAUCAUUCUAUCAUAUCACGUGACCUGGAACACGCAGGCCAAGAUGAACCAGGAACCACCUCAGUGACCAUUGAGCGUGAAAGUGGCACAUCAAGUGUUUAAGUUCAUGACAUAAGUAGAUGCAUCUGUUGCAAUGUAAAUACGUUUCACACGCAAUUGAUGAAAAUACAAGGGGUGCAUUGUUCCUGGAUGAUGGUGAGUUUAUUGAUGAAGCAAGGGAUGUGCGAUGCACUCACGGAUGACGGAUAACCAAACUGUGCUAGUUGGCAAUGAGGUCAGAACAUAAUUAUCUCGUGACCUGGAACAUGCAAAUAAAAAUGACAUAUGUUUGAAGAUUUCACGAUAAAUAUUCUGUUCCAUGUGUGUGGCUCGACUCUAAUAACAUUCAAUCUUGUUUUCACACGUGCUUUUGUCCCCCAUUUACGAGUAAGUGUGUUUGUUUUAGCGCUGCAUUGGACAAUACUUCUUCAGUGACAGAUGUUUAGCACGGGUAUGGUUCUGACAAACCUGAAGACAAAACCUGGACAAAUCAUGGAUUCGGACCCACUGUCGCAGGUUUCUGUUACGUCUGAGGGACAAUGCAAUUCAAAAUGAAAUAUAUAUUCGUUGCCUAGCCUGCAGUAAUGUCUCACGGGAUAAUCACCACAACCAGGUCGUCUUGCCCAAACGCUGUGAAACUUAUUCAUGGUUAUUCAUGAAAUAUGUCCGUAUUAUGUAGCAUGUUUUGCAAAGUGAACAUCAUCCUCGUGACACCUGGAAACCUGACAGGCAAAUGUAAGUCAAGCUGAAGGAACUACUGCCGCUUCCGCUUGUAGCGAUACCCCAGUCACAUGGUGCUGAGACAUUGAACAUCGUAUCCAUUGUGUCCAUGUUACAAAUAAUCCUUAACUAUUUCCGUCAUUUGUGGUGCAAAUGUACUAUCUUGAACGCGAAUGAUUUGAGAAAACAAUCUCAGGCAAUCAGUGUUUGUUCAGUGACAGUGAAGCACACCAUCUCCCUACACAACUCCAUCAAAUUAAACUUGCACGUAUAUACACAUAUCAGUAUGUAUAUCUGCACAGGUUGGGUGUGAGUAACAUGUACUGAUGGGGUAUUGAUCCUAUAUAGGCCGUUUUCAUUGGUGUAUUAUGGGAAGGGAAGACAGGUAGGAACGUCCCAAACGGGUGCAUGGGCAAUUUAGCCUUCGUUCUCUAUCAGAAACAGUGUCAAC